This is a messenger RNA of Cynara cardunculus var. scolymus (artichoke), 2070 nucleotides long. RefSeq lists its product as uncharacterized. Gene Ontology annotation, molecular function: phosphatidylinositol binding; metal ion binding. Lineage: Eukaryota; Viridiplantae; Streptophyta; Magnoliopsida; Asterales; Asteraceae. The record is from RefSeq and is a predicted model, not a curated record. Bases 97 to 1926 code for a protein of 609 amino acids. The transcript has 5 exons.
ACCUUGAACAGCCGUAAAGCCGACGAAAUACCUCUUCAUAACAACUACUCUACCGGUUCAUCUUCUAGGGUUUCGCUUUCUUAUGCGUAAAGCAACAUGGAAUUCAACGAUGCUGAUUUCAGGCCUGAACCUGGACAAGGAAGAAUCGUCGACACAUUGAAUUCUAGGGUUUCUACUUUUCCAAUCGGCGAUGAAACAACUUCUGCAGUUUCAAUUUCCCAACUGGGCUGCGGAGCACUUAAGAACAGCGAACGUCCUGGUUUUCUGGAUGAGCAAACUACCAGAACCAAAGACUGUGGUAUGCCAGCUCAGCCAGCAAGGCUAAAUGAUGAAUGUUGUGACGAAAAGUCUGAGGCAUUAAAUCUCAAGGCAUUUGAUCACACGAGUCAGGGAAACAAUGUGAUGACAAAUUCUCUAAGCCAACACAUGGCCGAAACUGAAGGGUCUAUUACUAAAUCAUCAUCUGAAAGGGCACAGGUCGAAACCGAUGAGAACUGUGUUCCUGUCGAUGAACAAUCGGCCAAACAUGAAUAUUGUGACACAGGAUCACCUGAAAGCAUUGGGGAUAAGGGUGGUGAUGAUGACUCGAGUAACAGUCGUAAGAUAUUAGGAAAAUACUUCUUUUACGAUCCACCGCUUUCUGAAGAAACUGGAGUCUGGAUACCUGUUUCGGUUCCUCCUAUGUCAGAGAGUGAACAUGAAGAAUGGAGCAGAGGGUUCUCCUCAGUUGGGGGAACCUUCCCUGAUGGAGACAUAGAAUGGCUUAACUUUCUGGAGAAAGACAAGGAACUGACCAUGUGGGAUGUGGUAGUUGAAAUGCUACUAGCAGCUCGUGGAAAAGUGAAUUCUUUGGCAUCGGGUGAUAACGUUUCAUGGAUAUCUAGGCACCUAAUUGAUCAAGCUUGGAAAGAGAUGGCCCAAACUCUUACAGAGGCCAAUUUUGGUAAUGUCCAGGAAAUCCUUGAAACAGAACCUCCUAAAUGGUUGCCUGAUAGUUCUGCCUCUGCUUGUAUGCUGUGUAAUGUGAGGUUUCACCCCAUCAUGUGCACCAGGCAUCACUGCCGGUUUUGUGGAGGAAUUUUCUGCAGUGAGUGUACUAAAGGAAGAAGCUUGUUGCCUGUAAAAUUCCGCAUUGCUGAGACAGAACGAGUCUGUGAUGUGUGUUUUGUGCGUCUUGAGACUGUCCAGCCAUACUUAAUGGAUCAAGUGAGCCGUGCUUCACAAUUGCCAACUCAUGAUCUCACAGAUCUAAGCACUUUAAGAUCCUGGUUGAAUUUCCCUUGGGGGCAGUCCAUGGAGUAUGAGAUAUACAAAGCCACAAACACGAUUCAAGGAUAUAGCAAGGUUGGUUCUUUGAGACCUGAGAAGUCAAUUCCUGAUGUCAUCUUAAGGCAUGCUAAGGGCUUCGCGAUACUUACUAUAGUGAAGGUAGGUAUGAUGGUCACCUACAAUAUUGGCACUGGAUUGGUGAUUGCUCGCAGGGAAGAUGGCUCCUGGUCUCCGCCCUCUGCUAUAUCUACUAUUGGUGUUGGAUGGGGUGCUCAGGCUGGAGGUGAAUUUGCAGACUUAAUAAUUGUUUUGAGAUCAGAAGAAGCUGUGAAAACUUUCAGCAGUGACGUUCAUGUUUCAUUUGGAGCCGGGUUAAGUGCAGCUAUUGGUAUUGUUGGACGAACAGCUGAAGCAGAUGUACGAGCUGGAACUGGUGGCUAUGCUGCGUGUUAUACAUACAGCUGUACAAAAGGAGCAUUUAUUGGAUGUUCAUUGGAAGGGAGUGUGGUGACAACACGUAUGCAUGAAAACUCCCGAUUCUACGGAAAACAGUUGAUAAGUGCACCAGAAAUUCUCCUUGGUUCAUUGCCUAAGCCUCCAGCCGCUGCAACUCUCUAUCGUGCUCUGGCUGAUAUAUAUCACAAGGUUGAGAUAUGAUAUUAUAUUCAUGUUGCUGAAUAAAAAGUUUACCUGUAAAUUGAUUCAAGUAAAUAGACAAUUAUCUGUACAGUAGUAACACAUGUUUGUAUAUAAGGCUGUAAAAUUUACUGCAUAUAUUUGGUAUAAAGUUCUUGCGGUUAA